Panicum hallii is the source of this 1784-nucleotide messenger RNA. RefSeq names its product SNF1-related protein kinase regulatory subunit gamma-1. Bases 310 to 1587 code for a protein of 425 amino acids. NCBI's taxonomy places the organism in Eukaryota, Viridiplantae, Streptophyta, Magnoliopsida, Poales, Poaceae. The transcript has 6 exons. The record is from RefSeq and is a predicted model, not a curated record.
UGACGCGGACAAGCGCAGAGCAGAGAGCACACUCCACCCUGCAGUCGGCCGAGAGCAAGGCGGCGGGGUUUUUCGUAGUAGCUGCAGUAGAUUGCUUGGCAUCGUUAUCAGCUCGCGAUUGCCUCCCUCCUAUAGUUAUCUCCAGAAAAUUGCAGCGCGAAGGUGGAAGCAGCACUUGAGAAUCGAGAGAGAGAGAGAGAGAGAGAGAGAGAGAGAGAGAGAGAGAGUUCUUGGACGAAUCCAUCCGGGAAGUGGAAAGCGUUCGAGGGAGAAGAGGAGGGGGGUUUGGAGCUGGGAGGGGAACAGGGGAUGGAGAUGGACAGCCCGCGGAGCCCCGAGGCGGAGAUCGGGCACCGGCUGGAGGACCUCUGGGAGGUGGCGGAGCCGCAACUCUCGCCGUCCGAGAAGCUCAACUCCUGCUUCGAGGAAAUCCCCGUCGCAUCCUUCCCGCGCACGCACCCAUCGCAAGUAAUUGAGAUACCCUCAGAUGCCAGUCUUGCUGAAACUGUCGAAAUAUUGUCCAAAAACAAAAUCCUGAGUGCACCCAUAAGAAACGUUGAAGCUCCAGAAGAUGCUAGUUGGAUGGACAAAUACAUUGGUAUUGUGGAAUUCGCUGGUAUUGCCAUGUGGCUGCUCAGUCAGUCUGAUGCUGCAGCUAAUGGGACGGCUGGGUCUGGAAUAGGAUCACCUGUCUCCAAUCUAGUUUCUAGGCUGGGUUCUUUCACAUUCAGAAGGACAUCAUCCGGCAGGGUAGAAACUGCUACUGAUUCUGAAUCAGAUGAAGCUGCAUCAGUUGGUGGAAGUUUUUUUGAAACCCUCACUUCCUCUGAGUUCUACAAGAAUACAAAGGUUGGCGAUAUCUCAGGGAGCUUCCGGUGGGCACCAUUUCUUGCACUGCAGACGUCUGACACAUUCCUUACCAUGUUGCUGCUUCUGUCCAAGUACAGAAUGAAGAGCCUGCCAGUAGUAGAAGUUGGAGGAGAUAAGAUUGAGAACAUCAUCACACAAUCUUCUGUUAUGCACAUGCUUGCAGAGUGUGUUGGACUCCCUUGGUUUGAGAGCUGGGGAACUAAGAAACUUUCUGAGCUUGGGCUUCCUAUCAUGAAACCGUCCAAACUUGUCAAGGUAAAUGAAGAUAAGCCGGUUCUAAAAGCCUUCCAACUGAUGAGGGAAAAAGGAGUUGGUGGUCUACCAGUCAUGGACACAAGUGGAGCAAAAGCAAUUGGUAACAUCAGUAUCAGAGAUGUUCAAUAUCUUCUAACUGCCCCCAAUAUAUACAAAGAGCACAGGACAAUCACAACAAAGGAUUUUCUCACAGCGGUCCGACAGCAUCUCCAGGAGCAACAUGAGACCUCACCCUUUCUGCACGAUGUGAUCACUUGCAAAAAGGACGAUACGAUCAAGGACAUUAUACUGAAGCUGGACUCUGAGAAGAUUCACAGGAUCUACGUCGUAGAUGACAAAGGGAACACUGAGGGGGUCAUCACAUUGAGGGACAUAAUCUCCAAGCUGGUGCAUGAGCCGCGCCACUACUUUGGGGAUUUCUUCGAUGGUGUUGUUCCACUGCCUGCAAAUAGCACUGUAUGAGACAGCUUUGUGAUCCAAUCGCACUGAUUGCGCAAAUGUACAUUAUGAACCGUUCUCUUCUGGAGGUUCCUUGUUGUGUACUUGUGUAUUCCUUUUCCCAACCUCCUCAUGUGAACAGAGUAUGAUCAACAAGGAAGUAAAAAAAGACUAAUGCACUAAUGAAUGGAAAUGGUGUACCCUGAAUAAUUAGGGAACUA